This is a messenger RNA of Penicillium argentinense, 4545 nucleotides long. Its product is annotated as putative VPS9 domain protein. Gene Ontology annotation, cellular component: tubular endosome; plasma membrane; late endosome. Lineage: Eukaryota; Fungi; Ascomycota; Eurotiomycetes; Eurotiales; Aspergillaceae. The record is from RefSeq and is a predicted model, not a curated record. Gene Ontology annotation, biological process: early endosome to late endosome transport; translation. The transcript is spliced from 3 exons. Gene Ontology annotation, molecular function: phosphatidylinositol binding; SNARE binding; structural constituent of ribosome. Bases 1 to 4545 code for a protein of 1514 amino acids.
AUGAACUCUUUUUCUAUGAACACCCUGGCGAAGACGCUUCCAUCAGUAUGUCGGCCAAAUGCUCUCCGGAUGACUGCUGUGCGCACCAAUCGUUCCAUCUCUUCGACUUCUUCCCAGAACGCCGCCUCCUUGAAGGAUAGGUCCAAGUCCGCGGAGAACCAGAUCCUGGACCGUGACCCAGCCAGCUCCGAUAAGACUUCUCCUCUGUCUGCCAUUACCAAGAUGAUGCAGGGAGGCCAAUCAUCCGCCGGCUCGCGUUUUACCUCUGACUACAGCCGGUUGGCCGAAAGCCUGGAAGCCGACAUGAUGCGACACCCCUACGCCGACCGCGCUCCUCCUCACCACCUCCACGUCUACUGCCACAAGCACAACACAAUUCUCACUCUCACACGGCCAAACGGUAAUCCUAUGAUGUCCAUGGGUACUGGUCAGAUCGGUUUCCGCAAGGGUGGCCGGGCCGGCUUCGAUCCCGCCUACCAAUUGUCUUCCCACGUUAUGUCGCAGAUCCAAGAACGCGGAUACCUUCUGGAGAUCAAGCGCCUUGAAGUUGUUUUCCGUGGUUUCGGAAAAGGCCGUGAAGCUUUCACCAAGGUUCUACUGGGUAAUGAGGGCCGCAAUGUCCGUGGACUCGUCAACCGUGUGACUGACUCGACUCGCGUGAAGUUCGGUGGUACUCGCAGCCGCAAGGUCCUCCUCGUUCCCACCACAGAAUCGCUGACUGGCUCGCAUGACCGUGAAUCCGGUGUACUUUACUCAGAUCUCGUUGCGUCGGAAGAGUUCCUGGGAAGCCAUGUGCUGCGGAUUCCGAUCAACUCGAGUUCGAUAAAUGGAAAGGAAGAGUCGAACGUGCGCGACAGUAGAGGAAAGGCGAGGCAAGUUACAACAUUCAACGGACGAACGGUGAUCAUUAAGGAGAACUCGGUGUACAGCAACAAAGGGUUCAAGUCCCUUACGCAGGCUCAGCUUCUUUCCGAUGCACUCUACUAUACAUCCUCCAACUCCUCUUCCGAUCACCGACCAUGGCUCAUCUACUACAUCUCCCGUCCAUUAGUCGGAACGUUCGACCCCUUCAAAAUCAUUUCUGCUACGGUGCCUGGAAGCCUGCCCAAAAAGGCACAGCUACCAUCCUCGAACAAGAAAAGCACCAAUGGCGAACCAACAGCAAACCCAUUCAAACAAGAAAUUAGGACAUUUGGGGAGCUGCUGGCUAACUUCCCAAUGAUUGCAAGGCAGAUGCAACCGGGCCUAGAAAGGCUGUUUAAAGAGUUCGGUAAAGAGCUUGGGAAGCCACUGCCACCUCCACCUUCACGCUCACCUUCUGCAUCCGGCAGCGAGAGUGGGAGGAGGCUCACGCGCUCAGAGUCUCUUGCCGACGAAAGUUCGUCUAUUCGAAGCUGGUCAUCACGCCGAGGUCGACUACCGUUCAAUUCCGAGGAGUACUUUGAAGAUGACGAGGAUCUCAUGCGUCGGAGCUUGGAGACGGCAGUGACAGCUGCAAUCGACCUUUUCCGACUGGUGGACAAACAGCAGCUAUCACUUCUCGGUGCUACAACUGAUCUUACUGGCCCCCUGGUUGAAAGUCUGAUUGAACGCUAUGUUGUGGAACAAGUCCAUGAGCCACUUCUCUUCCCCCGGUUAUGUGCGUUUCGACAACCCGAAGACUCGGAGCUGGACUCCAGAAUACGGCAUAUGGAAAGCAUCGAUGUGACCCAGGUCGGGAUUUCCGUGGAAGGCGGACGGGAAGGCAAGAGAGAAGUAAUUCGUCGUCUCGGCCGAGGAGUCGAGGAGUUUCGCAAGAUUGGUGAUUGCCGGGGACCCCAUGAUAUGCUGAACACCUUGCUGCAAACUGUCAAAGUAAUCUCCUACCCUGGGAGCUAUGAUGGAGCGGAUGGGCCUGCAUCGGAGAAAGGAAAGUCCCCACUGACAAUCAACGCGGAUGUGUUGGUGUCAUUACUCCUGGUCGUGGUUAUCAGGUCGCAAAUCCGACAUCUUCAAGCUCGUCUGCUAUACAUGCAACACUUCAUCUAUAUUGAUGAUGUGGACAGUGGAGAAAUGGGGUAUGCGCUCAGUACUUUCGAGGCGGUCUUGAUGUACCUCGUUACGGACUCAGCUGGUCUUCGUCGGGCUAGUGCUCGAAACCGACGUCUGUGGCAGGCGACCAAGGGCGGCAAGAUCUCAGACAUGAAGAGCAUCCUUGAGCCUAAUGGUGAUCAUGACACUAUGGAUGAGAAUGCCCCUCCGGAACCCGAACGCAAAUCUGUCUUAUUCCAGACGGACAGCUCAGAUGAACUAGAAGAAUCGCACUUCGAGACAACAUCCGUUUACAGCAACUCUGCGGUUACCAAUGGUGACUUUGCAUUGGAGGACGAUGCUUCUGAAGCGCCACCUUUGUCGCAUGUGUUUCCUUUUCAAACUUGGGGCGGGACUUCGUCUGCCAACGAGCCAAUCCGACCAAUUAAGAAGGUCUCGAUGGACGUUCGCAGUCUUUCCGAAUCAUCGGCUGUAUCAUUCCUCUCGAGAACGAAUACCCUUGGAUCCAUGACCAGCAACAUCGAGGGUGAUAGCUCCAUCGAAACCUUGACCAAGACACAGGACCCGGCUGGAGACUCGAUUCCGAUGAUGGCAGUGGAGAGUCGACAGCCCGAGGCUUUGAAAUAUCUUUUGAGCUUGGAGGAGUAUUAUCCUUUAGAAGAAAUUCUCGAAGAUACAAAUGCCGAUGGCACUACACUUCUUAAUGCGGCUGUGCAACUCGCUCACGCGGAAGUUGUUAACAUCCUGCUAGACUAUCUGUUCAGCAAGACGGAUGAAUAUGAUGUGGCCAUGUAUUUGGCCAAGUCAGAUGUACACGGCCGCACUGUCGCCCACUACCUCUUCAACGCCCCUUCGUUACUGGAGAGAUUAGGUGGCCUUCUUCCGUGGCGGCAGCGCGAUAAACAUGGACAGACGCCUUUGUUCGCUUUAUGUCGAUCCUAUGAUCACCCGGAAUACAAGUCAAUGGUACGAGCUGCCUUGACCGCAGCCAAGAGAGCCCAAAACAACGGGAAGCCUCUACAGCUGGAUGAUCACAUCGAUGCAAAGGGCAACACUCUUUUACAUAUUGUCGGCGAUCCCGAAAUCACGACAAGAAUCCUACAGGAAAGUGACUGUGACCCGAACGCAACUAAUGAUAAGCGGUUCACACCCUUGAUGAUGGCAAGCAAAUAUGGGCGAGUGGAGCAAGUUCGAAUCCUCUUCAUGGACCCGAGAGUCGAUGUCCAUGUCAAAGAAACUCGCGGCUUGACAGCCGUUGAACUUGCCAAGGACGAUGAGGUGCGCAAUCGUAUCGAUGACUUGAUUCUGCUGUCGCACCCACCAUCAGCCUGUGGAGAUCCCUCGGGUCGGGUUACUACUGUGGUCCGAUCAUUCUUCGUCGAGGAUGCGACAGUUCGAUUCAUUCUGAAGUCCGGUGCGCCGUACGGGCCAUCGGAUAUCGUGGCUACCUCUCGACCGGGAUCGACGACAUACACCGUCACGACAUGCCGACGCAGCUUUGCCGACUUUGUGAACCUUGCCAAGUGGCUGGAAGUGGAACAUCCUGCUUCUUAUGUGCCUUCCCUCGCGGAUUUCCGGAACCCCUUCCAAAUCCACUCCAAGCCGUCGCGGUCUGUUCUUCACGAUCUCCAGGAGAAACUCGACCGCUUCCUCAAAACCCUCCUGACACAUCCCACCUUCGCCACGCACGAACUGCUCUGGGAAUUCUUCUUGGUACCAGAGCUACAACCCGACAUGGUGGCUGAUCGAUGUCGCAGCAAAGUCGCAGCCCUCACUGAUACAAUCGCCGAAGAAUUCCGACCUAUUUCUACCGAAGGAAUGCGUGAAAUCGAAUCAUUCAUCACGCACGCACAGAGCAUGGUCCGCGCUGUGCACGUUAAUUCACGCAAUCUGAUCCGCCGCGGCCAUGCACUCCAGAACAGCACUUCAGACAUCGCAGACGCUGUGGGUCUUUGCUCGACCGUGCUUUCAACCUUCCAAGGACCGAGCAAUACCCUCCCAGCUUCCCAUGCCGACGCCUUCACUCGGUACGGCGGCUGCCUUUCCACUUCAAACACCGAAUCUUCACCCCUCCUCCAAUACAUCGCUGCCCUAACCUCAAUCGACAACACGACCGCCGCCAUCUUGAAGACCCUCUCCCGCCCUCUAUCACUCAUUUCCGACCUGAACUCGCUAGAACGGAACAUCGCCCGCAACCACUCCUCCCUGAUCUCCUCAUCUCUCCCACGCAAAUUCAACCUCAACCUCCCAGGAUUCGAAGAGUCCAGACAGAAGACCAUCCGCGACCUUCGAAGCAAGAUCAAAGAAGACCAAUUGCAGUGUGACCGUCUUGCAAGAGAGAUAUCCUGGAACAAGGACGUUGUCGUGGGCGAGCUAGCCGGCUGGACGACAUGGCGAGAGAAGGCCGGGCGCGACGCCAUCCGCGCCUUUGUGAAGGAGACCCUUGUUCGAGAGAAAGAGCGCGGAAAACGCAUAGAGCGCUGUCUGCGCAGUGUGCAAGAGAUGAAAUCAUGA